CCAUCAUCCCGCAGAUGGAGAUGGCAUUGCAGACCCAUCUUCCACUUGAUCUAAUCAAUCUAAACCUGCAUCAUGCUCUCCCACGCAACCAUUAUAGCUGCUCUAACAACAUCCCUUAUCAUCCGAGCUGCAGCUACCAUCAACUACAAUAGCAAGUCAUCACACACCCACCACUUCCCUUCCCCCCCCUCUAACAACCCACCAGCCCUCCCCUCAACCGGCACAAUCCUCAACCUCCCCCUCGCCAUCCCCCCACCAACCACACCCACACCGUCCAACCCAACGAAACCAUCCACACCAUCGCACGCAAAUACAACAUCGGCGCCUGCGACCUCGCGCGCUUCAACAUCCUCUCCGACCCCAACUACCUCUACACCAACGAACCCCUCCGCAUCCCCACCCACUCCACCUUCCCAUCCGACACCACCUGCUUCACGCCCAACAACACCCUAA
Molecule: messenger RNA, 453 nt
Organism: Aspergillus sclerotioniger CBS 115572
Lineage: Eukaryota; Fungi; Ascomycota; Eurotiomycetes; Eurotiales; Aspergillaceae
Exons: 1
Coding region: 73-453 (126 amino acids)
Source: RefSeq, a predicted model, not a curated record